AUGUCUCUUUCAAAUGAACAAAUUACACGUCUACAAGAUUGUAGAGAUAGAUUCAAAAAAGUUUAUGAAAACUAUGAUGAAAAACUUAAAGCUUAUUUAGAUGAACAAUUACAAGAGUUGAAAAAAAUUGAUGGAUCCGUUACUGCAUUUGAUAAGGAAGAAAUGGAAAACCAUAAAAUAGCUUUUCAAGAUAUUCAAGCUGAAAAGGGUGCUAAAGAACUUUACAGUGAAGUUCCUUUUGAGGAUUUAAUGCAAAUUUUGGGUAUUGCAUUAUCAGCAGACCCAACCGGUGGUGGUGCAGGAAUCAUCUUUGGUGCAUUAAACUUUCUUUUUGAAAAACUUGGUUUUUUAAAUAGUCAAGAAAGAUUUCUCAAACAAAUUAUGGAAGCAGUAGAGCGACUUAUUGAAAAAAAAAUAAAGUAUUUCAAAAGAAAUGGUAAUAAAAAUGUAAAUGAUUCUUUAAUACCAAAUGAAAUUAAAUCAAUGCCAAAUGAAACACUUUCAUCAUCUCUUCAAAUCCAAUUAAUGAUUUAUCGUGAUAAAAUUACUGACGGUUUGAUUUAUUUUGGCGAAGAGAGUGAAUUGAUUAACACCAUUGGUUUAUAUAUAUUAACCGCUUCUCAAUAUCUAUGUAUUCAAAGAGAUUGUGUAUUUUAUGGUAAACAAUGGGGUUUCAGUGAUUUUGAUGUAAAUGAUGCCAGAUCAAGAUUACAUUCUUAUUCAAUUGACUUUAUGAAAAAGGUAAUUAAAGCUGGAUGGAAUCUUACACGUCAUUACUUCGAUGGUGUAGAAGUUGGAUACACUCAACCACCCUAUUUUGAUACAGCUAGAGUAUUCAAAAAUGCAGACUUCACUUAUUAUCCAGUCAAAGCUUUUUCCUACAGUAGAACCCCUCCUAAUAUUACUUAUGAAAUAGCUGAUACCAAAGGAUCACAUUUACUUGGGCCAAACGCUUUAAUUGGUUGGUCAGUGUUGACCCAUAGUUUGGCAAGUGGUUUUAGGGGUCUUAUUGCUGAACACAUAUAUAGACCAAACACAUUGAUAGUAAAAUUCCCAAGUGCAAAAUCAAGAACAUUCAAAGUCAAAUUUCAUCAUCAUGUAUAUAUUGAAGCCGAUUGGACAAUAAAAGCUGGUAAUGUAGUUGAAAACUUUGUUUUUAAAGAAUACACCGAAACUGAAAAAAGAAAUCCAUACUUUGUUUAUUAUGAAGACUAUAAUAGUCAAGCCGUUUAUGGUGUAAAUGAAACAAAAGCAAUAACAGUUAACACUCAAGAAGUUUCAUUUACUUCAAAUAGAUCAAAUGUUAAUGGUAAAAGACAAGGAUAUAUUGGUGGAUCAAAGCUCUAUUUAAUCGAAAUUAUUUUUGAAUAA
This is a messenger RNA of Dictyostelium purpureum, 1371 nucleotides long. RefSeq lists its product as uncharacterized. The record is from RefSeq and is a predicted model, not a curated record. Gene Ontology annotation, molecular function: toxin activity. NCBI's taxonomy places the organism in Eukaryota, Evosea, Eumycetozoa, Dictyosteliales, Dictyosteliaceae. The coding region runs from base 1 to 1371 and encodes 456 amino acids. The transcript has 6 exons. Gene Ontology annotation, biological process: symbiont-mediated killing of host cell.